Melanotaenia boesemani (Boeseman's rainbowfish) is the source of this 1006-nucleotide messenger RNA. RefSeq names its product cartilage intermediate layer protein 2-like. The transcript has 9 exons. Bases 89 to 778 code for a protein of 229 amino acids. Lineage: Eukaryota; Metazoa; Chordata; Actinopteri; Atheriniformes; Melanotaeniidae. The record is from RefSeq and is a predicted model, not a curated record.
GAAGAAAAUACUUUUUUAAUCAUUUGCUUCAUUUUUCACUCUUUAAACAACCAUAGAAGGUGUGAAGAACCUUUCUUCUUAAGCCGCCAUGAUCAAACUGUUGAGUCUUGCCAUCGUAGUUGGAUUGUUCUCUGGCUCAGUAAGAGCAGAUGAUAUUGACGCUCGUCCAAUAGCACCAGAACGCAACGAAGGUCUGACAUGCUACCAUUCCAGUCCUGUCUAUUGCUGGACAGAGUGGUUUGACAGCGAUAAUCCAUCCAGACAAGGAGACAAGGAAAGCUUUUCCAGACUUCGCAGAAAAUAUCCUGGAAAGAUCUGCCGUGAACCCAUCGAUAUGGAAGCCAAAACUCUGUCUGGCAAGAUACCGGAAGAAGCAGGUGAUAUCAUUGAAAUAAAUGAUAAACGUACAGAAUUCAUCUGCAAAAAGAAGGACCAACCAGAUAGGAAGUGUGAGGACUAUAAAGUUCGCUUCAGCUGCCCUCUGCCUUACUGUGCUGAAUUCGUCUGUUGGACAGAGUGGUAUGACCAAAGCAAACCCAGCAGGUUGGGUGACUGGGAGACCCUGAGUCGGAUACAUGAAAAAUACCCAGGAGAAGUCUGCAAGUAUCCUCUGUACAUGGAGGUUGUUGACGCUGACACAAUGAAGCCAGCUAUCAACACAGGGGAUAGAUUCUACAUGUACAAUCCAAUGCAAGGAUUUGUUUGCCGCAACAUUGACCAAAAACGUGGCAACUGCAAGAACUACAAAGUACGGUUCGGAUGCCCGUGUGAUAACUGAGGCUUGAUUGCAGCAAUGACAAUGACAGCAGGAGGAGGAAAUUCAACUUUGAUUUUUAUCUGAUUUGUUAUUUCUAAAACGUUGAUUACUUUGAUUGGUAAAUUUGAUAAAUGACAUAAAUAUCAUUAGCAAAUCUGGAAAAACAUAAAUCUAUUUGAGUAUGCGGUGGUGUUCUAAAUAUGUCAGAUUAGCAAAGUCUGGUCUCCUCUAAGUUGUGACAAUGUGACU